AUGGAAAGUUGUUUGAAGUCUAAAUCAGCUCCAAAAUUGGAAAGGAAAUAUGUGGAGAAAAAUAGAAGGAAUCAUAUGAAGAAUCUAUGUAAUCAACUUCAUUCCAUUCUCCCUAGUACUCAUGAAACAAGAAUGGGAGUGUCAGAUCAAAUAGAUGCGGCAGUGAAUUACAUAGAGAGCUUGAAAAUGAAUUUGGAGAAGAACAAGAAGCACUUGGAAGAAUUGAAAAUGGGCCUAAAGAGGGCCCAAUCACUCAAUCCAACUGAUGAGCCCGGCCCAACUACCAAGUCACCACCUCAGAUUGAAUUCCAUGAAAUGGACCCAAACAUGGUCAUGGUUUUACUAACUAGCCUAGAUAAUAUAGCCACUUAUAAUAAAAUCAUUCAAUUAUGCCAUGAGGAAGGUGUUGAAGUUGUGUCUACCAGCUUUAAUCUCAAUGGAAACUCUACACUGCAAAUGUCUCAUGAAACUAAGAUCAAUAGAAGUUCAACAAUGAAAUUUACAGCUACAAUUUUAUGUGAUAAGAUGAAGGAGUUGAUCUAUGGACCAUCUCAUGGAAAUGAUGUGGAAUCCGAAUUACAUUUAUGGGACUAUAUAAUUGAAUUUGAUGCAUUGGAAUUACUACCAACAAACAUGUACAGUCACAUGCAAAAUGUUUGUGAAAGUGGUUUUUCAUUGGACAUGGAAACAAUUGAGAUGUAA
This is a messenger RNA of Solanum dulcamara, 702 nucleotides long. RefSeq lists its product as uncharacterized. Lineage: Eukaryota; Viridiplantae; Streptophyta; Magnoliopsida; Solanales; Solanaceae. Gene Ontology annotation, biological process: regulation of transcription by RNA polymerase II. Gene Ontology annotation, molecular function: RNA polymerase II transcription regulatory region sequence-specific DNA binding; protein dimerization activity; DNA-binding transcription factor activity, RNA polymerase II-specific. The coding region runs from base 1 to 702 and encodes 233 amino acids. The record is from RefSeq and is a predicted model, not a curated record. Gene Ontology annotation, cellular component: RNA polymerase II transcription regulator complex. The transcript is spliced from 3 exons.